Thunnus maccoyii (southern bluefin tuna) is the source of this 3353-nucleotide messenger RNA. RefSeq names its product coiled-coil domain containing 62 (gene ccdc62). The transcript is spliced from 13 exons. The coding region runs from base 1214 to 2842 and encodes 542 amino acids. Lineage: Eukaryota; Metazoa; Chordata; Actinopteri; Scombriformes; Scombridae. The record is from RefSeq and is a predicted model, not a curated record.
CCUGUCGUACCCAGUAAGGCGGCAUGUUCACAAACAUUUGCAUUGUAAGAAUUCUCAGAAGUUUUGUCACAGUUUGUUUGUAUGUAGGAGUGACGUUGCCACAUGUGGUUAAUGUGGGGAGAAUGAUUGCGAAGGAAACUAUGUGAGAAAGAUCCAGAGUGUCUUCACUCAGUGGAGAGGGAGUCAUGCAGCGUAGGAGGAUAACUUUCCAAAGAGAGUAAGGGAGGCAGAAAUAAUCCGGGCCAGAGCUAAGAAGUAUGAGGAAGUAUGAGGAAGUAGGUAAGAAAUGUUAUGAUGUGAAACAAGAAGCUAAGGAGGACAAAUCAGCCAGAAAACAUGAUGAGUUUUGUGUUUUUUAAGGAUCAGGUGAUGUUUUUGGCCUUUUUGGUAACUGUGCUGCUGGAGUACAAAGAAAACCUGAGAAAACUUAAAUAAUUUUAGAUGCAGCGAUGAGAUUUCUGGGUGUUGUAGGAGUAGUAGUAGUUUCUCUGAAACACCUGAAGAAUAGAGAAUUUAUAGCAGAGUGGGAACUGGAUGGGAAGGGUUUAUUAUUAUUUAUUUAGUCAGUGGAGAUUUUUGUUUAAAUCCAGUAGGUGGCGUUAUGCACCUUAAAGAUCGUUGCGAUCCGCCAGUAAAACGAGAGUAGAAGAAGAACUCUAGUGACAUCCUGGGUUGAGUGUUUCAAGGAUAAGACGGGAUGUACUCAAGUCAGAAAUGAAUUAGAAACAACUCGGAGCUCUAUAAACGGCGUUCACGUAUAAAGAAGUUGUAGUGACACUCACUAAAACCACACUUCCUCCAGUUUACGUUAUUUUAUUUCGGGAGUUCAGUGAAAGUGCGGGACCCAGUGCGACCGUUGGAGUGACGUCAUCGUCCGAUCCUUGUUUCCCUGCUUCAGUCAUUUAAAAAAAAGUUUGCGAAAAAUAGUCCGUGAAACCAACGUUAGCUAACUAUUUUGUCUUCCAGGAACAAGUUGUAUAUUUAGAAAAGAAAAUAUCGUGAAAUUACGUUCAAGUAUUUUUUAAGUGUUAUAUUUACUUUCAGUUACUGUCAGUGAUGGUAAGCUAACUUUAGCCUUAGCUAAAAGACGCCCACAACAAGCUCAAGACAACAACAAUGAAGGCAUCGUAACACAGGAAGAAAAACAUUAAGGAAUUAGAGUUGGGGGUAAUAUUACUACAUAUAGAUAUUACAAUAUAACUGUUAUGAUGCGAUGGACGAAGGGAGAAGAUUACCCCCCUCAAAUGGAAGAGCUUUUGGAGGAGUCCCAGCCGGUCUCACCCCCUGGUCAUCUGAUACUUCAGCUGAGAUCUGGCACAGCACUCCAGUUAAACAGGACAGUGGUGGUGCUCCGCUGCAUCCCAGUCAAGCUUCUGUCUUAACCAGCUUCAAGAUGGACAACACAGCCAAACAGUGGUCCAGAAGUAUCCCUCCCCUCCCAGCAGACCCUCCUCAUCCUCCCAUCUCUCAGGACACUGAGUUUCCCGUGAGCGACGUGAGCGGCUCCACCAUCCAGAGGCAGAGGAGGGAGCUGCAGCUGCUGAUGGCCGAGCUGAAGGACAGAGACAGAGAGCUGAACGCCACGGCCGCCUCCCACCACAAGCAGCUGCACGCCUGGGAACAAGACCGCCAGAGGAUGCUCACCGUGGAGCAGAGGUGUUCCCGUUUACACGAUGAGUUGCAGAAGCGUAACGAUGUGAUCAGAGUCCUGACUAAACGUGUCUGGAUGGUGGAAACCAGAGAGAAGGAAGUCCAGAAGGAGCUCAGCGCAGCCCAACAGCAGCUCUGUGAGCUCGAGAGGAAACAGCAGCACGUCAGCCAAAAAUGUCAAGACUUUGAGGACAAGAACCAGAGUCUGAACUCGACGGUCGUGGCUUUGUCCACUCAGGUCGGCUCUCUGCAGGUCAGAGAAGAAGAACUGAGCUCCAUGCUCAAACUCAAGGACAAAGACGUGACUGACGCCUCUAGUCGUAUAUUUGACCUCACGGAGCGUCUGCGAGAUGCCGAAUCGUCGCUAACGGAGAGUCGCUCACGGGAAAACAAACUGCAGAGAGACUUGGAGGAAAAUAAACGUCGUUACAGAGAUACAAAGCAUGAGGUUACACACCUUAAAGAGGAGCUGCAGCAGCAGGUGACACAGAGCAGCACUCAGAGAGAAGAGAUGAUCCGCCUCAAACAGGAGCUGCAGCUGCUCCGCAGAGAUCUGCUCUUAUCAGGGGAGGGAGACAGCUGGAAAGACGAGCUGCUGGAACUCGCUCACUCUAAACAGGAACGCACCAUGUCUGAGCUCCGCUGCCUGCGACAGGUGUGUGAGAAUCAGAGGAACGACCUGCAGCUGUUGCAGCUGAACCUGGAAAGCGCCCGAGAAGCUCUGAGGGAGACGAACAGUCAGGGAUUUAUCGGCAGCCAGGACGAGUUGAGAUGUGGCUGCGUGGAUAACCGAUCACUCUCAUCGAUCAGAGCGAGGACCUCGGGACCUGCACAUGAGAGUUCUCCUCUACCUGCAGCCGGUCUGCAAGGCGCAGUAAACGUGGACCCGGGAGUCCUCGCAGCACGCCUGAAGGAUGGUGACGAUCUUCUGUCCAGCUGUUCUCUGCAGCAGCUGUUGGAUGAGUCCAGGCUGGUUUUGACCAGUUCAGAGCUCGGAGCCUUCAGACCCAACAGCUCUGUACACAACAGUCUCAGCUGUGGGACCACUGACCCCCUUUACUCCCAUAAGUGCCCGACACCCCCCCACCACCAGCACCACCAGCACCACCAGCAGCCGAGUACCCCGACACACAAGGCCGGUGAAACUCCACCCAACGCCUGCCAGAGACACGGCUCCAUCCCGCCGUGUUGACGACUCGACAUCAACUGAAGCAUAGAUGGGGGUUUUUUGGGUGGAAACUUCAGUAUUUAAGUGACUCCGUGGAGUCAGAUUCAAACACAAGUGUUAAAACAUGAAAGAGACCUGAAACUGAAGGUUGAACUCAGGAAAAUGAUGAAGUGAUUAAAAAAUAUAAACUAUCCUGAAUGUCAUUUUUAAUUUGGUGCUAAUAGAUGACUCUGUGUAUUUUCUACCACAGUGCAGAUACAGUGUAUUUUUAAAGAUUUUAAAGGCUGUAUUGUGUGUUGUGUGUGAGAUGUGAAACCAGUCCUACAGGGCUGUUGAGUGUUGUGUCCUUUUAUUGUCUUUCCAGUUUCACUGCCUGCAGAUUUAACCGGUGACUCAGAGAGGAAAUCUGUUAGUAGUUUGUAACAAUUUGUAACUUUUGUCACUACUUUUUGAUAAAAUAUUUAUAUGAAAACUACAUGUCAGUGGUGUUUUAUUGCCUGGUAAUCGCAUCUUUUUAAUAAAGUUUUUUUUUUUU